AUGCGUCUACUACCUCGGCGUAGUCCCAACCUACUACAAUGUCUCCGCGCAUCCCCAAAAAUAAACCAUUCUUCACAGCAAUACCGGAAUCUUACCCGACGAACCCCAAAUGAAAACGAGCGAAACCUCGAGUCCAGACUCGAUUAUAUCGCCGCGCAUCGACGGCAGUUCGAGAGAAAUCGACUUUUCAAACGAAGGUCUUACUAUGCAGGCGCUGGUCUCAUCCUUUCACUGGUGGGCUUGUGGCUUACUGCAAAAUCAGUCGACCUCCCUCCUGCAAAAAUGGACUCGGGGCGACGGGCAGAAGAUCCUGUGGUUGUGUUAGGUAGAGAGAGAAAAGUGGUUGUACAAAAGCUAGGAGAGAACCCGGAAGAAGUCGUCGAUACUGUGGAAACAGGAACGAGCACUGUCCCUACCUUCCCCCGCAUCCUGGAUUUUUUUGACGACGACACCAGCGUGGGUGCUGGAGGUACUGCGCCGGUAAAGAACGAUGAUCGACUUGUAGAAUAUCAGCUUAUGGGACUGGGAAUACGAACAGUCAGUUUCCUGGGCAUUCAGGUCUAUGUGGUUGGAAUGUAUAUCGCCACUGAGGACAUCGCAAUAUUGCAGGAGGCCUUGAUCCGGGAAAUUGACCCAAUUGCUUCCACUCUGGUCGCUGGGGAAAAAGAGAAAUUGAAGGCGAAACUGUACGAUCCCCAAGAGGGCGUGGAGAUAUGGGAUAAUAUUUUGAAGAAAAGCGGGGUACGAACACUCGUGCGAAUAGUACCUACUAGGAAUACGGACUUUCACCAUUUGAGAGAUGCUUGGGUUCGAUUACUCACUGCUCGGGCACAGGCAAAGAAAGAGGAGUAUGGAGAUGAAGCAUUUGGUGCCUCGUUGGGUGAGUUUAAACAGCUUUUCAACAGAGGAGGCGUGCCCAAAGGAAAAGAGCUUCUUUUGAGUAGAGACUCCAGAGGCAAAGUUGCCGUUUGGUAUGAUGACGGAAAGGUUGGCGCAACAAGAUUGGGACACGUUGUUGAUGAGCGCAUAUCUCGACCCAUCUGGCUGAAUUACGUUGCGGGCAAGACAGUAGCCAGCGAGGGAGCCAGAAAGAGCAUUGUCGAUGGAGUUAUGGAAUUCGUUGAGCGUCCUGUUGGUACUGUUGCCACGCAGGUCGUAUGA
Hymenoscyphus albidus is the source of this 1161-nucleotide messenger RNA. Lineage: Eukaryota; Fungi; Ascomycota; Leotiomycetes; Helotiales; Helotiaceae. The record is from the annotation of a GenBank genome assembly.